Molecule: messenger RNA, 724 nt
Organism: Didymella exigua CBS 183.55
Lineage: Eukaryota; Fungi; Ascomycota; Dothideomycetes; Pleosporales; Didymellaceae
Exons: 1
Coding region: 205-588 (127 amino acids)
Source: RefSeq, a predicted model, not a curated record
AUUGAGGCUAGCAGAUUGCCUGGUGAGAAGAGCAGCGGCUGGGCUAGCUGGAAGGCAUGGGCUGGCUUUGGGGAGGAAGCGAUCGAGUUGUAAGGUCCAUGGGCCAGGAACUACAUCGGUACAUUAGCGUUACCAGUUUAAGAUCAGGGGAGAACUUUGAGUGGAGUUGGCGUUGGUAAGCACCAUGUUUUAUCUGUGGGCUACAUGUGCAUCAGAAUGAAGAAUACAUCUCCCAUCACUUCAUUCCACCAUGCAGUCUGCUGCAGAGCAUUGUCUCUGGCUCACCGUCAUCAGCAUACAGCAUGUUACCAGCCUUCUCGUCAGCAAUAUCUUCAAGCUUCGUCACACCUUCGACGAUUGACACCUUGGCUGACGUCGGAGGGCUCGAUGCUGCAGUCGUUGCACCACACGUACCAACCUUUCUUCGUGAUGACGCCCAUGCCCGCAGUCCUCUUUGUUGUACUUCUCUACGGUCUCGUCACCGCCGCCUUCCAAGUGCCCGUGACAUUGAUCUCGAUAUCUGCCAUCCCCACCAUACAACUUCAACGCCUCUCAGGUAGGCUUGAUGAGCAUACCAGCCCUCAUUAGCAGUACGCUUGGCACUGUUGUUAGCUCGCCAUUCAGUGAUCGAUUGAUCUUGUGGCUGGCCUGCAACCACGAUGGGGUAUGCGAACCGGAAGUGGAGCUUUGGCUUCUACUUGCCUUCGCGCCGAUCAGCAGGAAA